This is a messenger RNA of Oryctolagus cuniculus (rabbit), 2021 nucleotides long. RefSeq names its product EH domain containing 2 (gene EHD2). Gene Ontology annotation, molecular function: protein binding; GTP binding; calcium ion binding. Gene Ontology annotation, biological process: endosomal transport; endocytosis. NCBI's taxonomy places the organism in Eukaryota, Metazoa, Chordata, Mammalia, Lagomorpha, Leporidae. Gene Ontology annotation, cellular component: cytoplasm; plasma membrane. The record is from RefSeq and is a predicted model, not a curated record.
GCCCCCCGCGCCUCCCUGCCCCGCGCCCUCCUCCCCGCGCCGAGCCCCACCCGGCUCAGACGGCUCCGGACGGGACCGCGAGCACAGGCCGCUCCGCGGGCGCCUCACCUUCCCCGCGGGACCCCCGCCCAGCCCGGCCCGGCCGCCAGCGCGCCCCGUCGGCACCGGUUGCCCCUGCGCCUCUCUCUCUCUCUCUCUCUCUCUCUCUCCCUCCGUGAGCCCAGUGGUCAGCGCCCAGCCGCCAUGUUCAGCUGGCUGAAGCGGGGCGGGGCGCGCGGCCAGCAGCGCGAGGCCAUCCGCACGGUGACGUCCUCGCUCAAGGAGCUGUACCGCACCAAGCUGCUGCCACUGGAGGAGCAUUACCGCUUCGACGCCUUCCACUCGCCGGCCCUGGAGGACGCCGACUUCGACGGCAAGCCCAUGGUGCUGGUGGCCGGCCAGUACAGCACGGGCAAGACCAGUUUCAUCCAGUACCUGCUGGAGCAGGAGGUGCCCGGCUCGCGCGUGGGACCCGAACCCACCACCGACUGCUUCGUGGCCGUCAUGCACGGCGAAGCCGAGGGCACCGUGCCCGGGAACGCCCUCGUCGUAGACCCUGACAAGCCCUUCCGGAAGCUCAACCCUUUCGGGAACACCUUUCUUAACAGGUUCAUGUGUGCCCAGCUUCCCAAUCAGGUCUUGGAGAGCAUCAGCAUCAUUGACACCCCCGGCAUCCUGUCGGGCGCCAAGCAGCGAGUGAGCCGGGGCUACGACUUCCCGGCCGUCCUGCGCUGGUUCGCCGAGCGCGUGGACCUCAUCAUCCUGCUUUUCGACGCCCACAAGCUGGAGAUCUCGGACGAGUUCUCGGAGGCCAUUGGCGCCCUGCGCGGCCACGAGGACAAGAUCCGCGUGGUGCUCAACAAGGCCGACAUGGUGGAGACGCAGCAGCUGAUGCGCGUGUACGGCGCGCUCAUGUGGGCGCUGGGCAAGGUGGUGGGCACGCCCGAGGUGCUGCGCGUCUACAUCGGCUCCUUCUGGGCGCAGCCGCUGCUCGUGCCCGACAACCGGCGCCUCUUCGAGCUGGAGGAGCAGGACCUGUUCCGCGACAUCCAGGGCCUGCCGCGCCACGCCGCGCUGCGCAAGCUCAACGACCUGGUGAAGCGGGCACGGCUGGUGCGGGUGCACGCCUACAUCAUCAGCUACCUGAAGAAGGAGAUGCCGUCGGUAUUUGGGAAGGAGAACAAGAAGAAGCAGCUCAUCAUGAAGCUGCCGGUGAUUUUCGCCAAGAUCCAGCUGGAGCACCACAUCUCCCCCGGCGACUUCCCCGACUGCCAGAAGAUGCAGGAGCUGCUGAUGGUGCACGACUUCACCAAGUUCCACUCGCUGAAGCCGAAGCUGCUGGAGGCGCUGGACGAGAUGCUGACCCACGACAUCGCCAAGCUCAUGCCGCUGCUGCGCCAGGAGGAGCUGGAGAGCACCGACGUGGGCGUGCAGGGCGGCGCCUUCGAGGGCACCCACAUGGGCCCGUUCGUGGAGCGCGGCCCCGACGAGGCCCUGGACGACGGGCAGGAGGGCUCGGACGACGAGGCCGAGUGGGUGGUGACCAAGGACAAGUCCAAGUACGACGAGAUCUUCUACAACCUGGCGCCGGCCGACGGCAAGCUGAGCGGCUCCAAGGCCAAGAGCUGGAUGGUGGGCACCAAGCUCCCCAACUCGGUGCUGGGGCGCAUCUGGAAGCUGAGCGACGUGGACCGCGACGGCAUGCUGGACGACGAGGAGUUCGCCCUGGCCAGCCACCUCAUCGAGGCCAAGCUCGAGGGCCACGGGCUGCCGGCCAACCUGCCGCGCCGCCUCGUGCCCCCGUCCAAGCGGCGCCACAAGGGCUCGGCCGAGUGAGCGCCGCCGCCGCCGGACACCGCGCGGGGCCCCCACGCAGGCACAACUCACGGACGCUCACCCGCAGGCUCCCGGCCGCACCGCGGCCACUCACGUAUUUAUUAUGGCCCACUCGCCUGCGCUCCGCACGCAGACGCACCUGUUCC